This is a messenger RNA of Camelina sativa (false flax), 2083 nucleotides long. The record is from RefSeq and is a predicted model, not a curated record. NCBI's taxonomy places the organism in Eukaryota, Viridiplantae, Streptophyta, Magnoliopsida, Brassicales, Brassicaceae.
CCAAAGAGACGAUAUAACCAACACACCAAAGCAAAAGCAUAAAAGAGAGAGAGAGAUAAGAGACAACGUUUUCCAAAUAAUCUCUUAUCUAAUUAAAGGGAUUACCAUCCUUCGCAACCUCCUUCACAAGUGCUUCUCAUUUGGAAUAGCAACAGGUUAUAGAAGCCAAAAUAAGGAUAAGGCAGAAAGAAAUGCAGGAUGACGAAGAGAAAAUGCAGAAACGUCUGAAAUCAUGUUCCUCUAGCACAAGCGCAAUACUGGCGAGAUGGAAUAUGGUUCAGCUUCAGGUCGGUUUAUUUGCCCUGCCAGAACAUAUCAGGAACAAAUGGUGUCACAAAGGCAGUUUUGACAGACUUUGUUUUUAAAUUAGAGAAAGAAGAGAUGUUGGUAUUAAGAUGCAAUCAAGUGUUGACGUGGGGUAAAGUGACCCUUUUGGUGGAAUAAAUAAUACGAUCUUCAAGGUUACCCUCUCAUGGUAGUGAGAACUCAAUUUUUGCUUGAUAUUUUUAUUUCAGGGAAAGGUGAAAUACUAACAUGCUCGCAAAUCUAAACUCAGAAUUGUUCUAUGGGGUGUUAGGAGGUUUGAGUCAAUUUGGAAUUAUAGUGAGAGCGAGAAUUGAUUUGGACAAUAAACCAAAGAAAAACACAAAAAUAAUAUUUUACCCAUUAAAUUUCUACAAUACUAACCAAAAUUGAACAAAAAUAAAAUGCAGGUGAAGAUUACCAAGAAAAUGAAAAAAAUUAAGUCAAGAAAAAUAACAUCUCAGCUAUUCCGAAAAACUAUUUUCCCAUUUAAAAUCUCAUUUCUUGACCAUAAUCAAUACAAUAAAAUUUUCUUGUUUUUCACCAGCUACUAACACCUCAGAUUUUGUAACGGAGCAGAAGUUUGACACAUGAAUAAAAAUAGCUAACCAAUCAAAUUAUAAUAUUAAUACAGAUCAUCUUAUUAUUUUGCCAACAGGGACACAUUGAUUCAUUUCUACGGAUAGAGAAACGGAAAAUUUAAGAAUGUCCGCCGAGUUCUUUUCCUUUUCACUACGUCUCUAAAGUUUUUCGAAUUUGAUCUUUUUUGGUUUUUAAUCGGAAUUGAAGCGACGGAGGAGGUGGUUGCGGAGCGAGCGGCGCAAUGGGAUCAACCUGUAUCGGAGUACUUAGAGCUCACGGAGCAGUACUUAGGGUUUCAACAGCCUGAUUCUGUCUAUGGUUUCUCUGAUGCUCUUGAGGGAUGUAAACGGCUCUCUUGGACGUUUGAGAAGGAAGGGACUAAACUUGAGUGGAGGUGGAAGUGUAAACCAUCACAUGAUAACAAGAAGAUCACUGUUGGGGUCUUGGAUUUUCUUAUGGAGGCUAAUAUAAGACUAAGUGAAGAAGUUGUGAACAAGACGAGAUCUUUUGAGAAGAUGAAGAGUGAAGCUGAGAGAUGUCUAGCUCAAGGUGAAAAGCUCUGCAAAGAAAAAACAGAGUUUGAAGAUGCAAGCUAUGCAAAGUUCCUUUCUGUGUUAAAUGCAAAGAAAGCAAAACUGAGAGCGCUAAGGGACAAAGAAGAUUCAGGGAAGGCAGUUGAGGAGGAAGAGUCGACAGACAAAACCGAAAGCUUUGACGACAGUGUAAGAAGUGACAAUGAGCAGAGCGAGGAAGUAGCCUCAAAGAAGGCAACAAGCAGCAAAGCUCAUGGCCGGAAGAGAGCUGCACGGAGCUAAGAGAUUCCCCUGCAUUGAGAUUUUAGGUCAGAGUUUCCAUUCCAAGUUUUGUCGAGCUCAUAGGUAGGAAAAGAGAAACAUCUUUUCGUUGAAAAUUUGCUAGAAUCUGUAUUGAUUGUGAAAGUAAAUGCAAUAGGCUUGGAGAUGAAAUACUACAGUCCCGUCUUGUGAAAGUAAAUGCAAUAGGCUUGUAAAACCAUUUUCUUUACCAAAACCUUUACUUCCCCUAUAUGGUUCUUGUGCCGCCGUGGGCCGUGGCCGAAGAGAUGCUCUUUUGGAGUUUAAAGCCUUUUGGAUGAUAUCUCUUUUAAGUUAAUAACAAGUUGAUUUUUGAGGAAAUACAUAAGUUGCGAGCUGAUGGGUCUAAGCCAGUUCCAAGGAAA